CCAGCGCUUUGCAGUGGUGGAGAAGAAGGCAUACGUCAUAUUCACAAUGGCGGAGGCAGGGUGAGAAGGAGAGUGUGUCAGUGAAGCCGCGCAGUAACCAACUACAUUGCCUGCGAAAGACGCUCACGGUACCCCAAAAAUGGCCCUGAACGCCAAAGUGGACAGAAAAACAGAUAUAGAAUGUCUGAAGACCAACGACCACAAAUCGGAAAGCGGCGAUGGCAAGAAAAAUUCGUUGUCAGCCGCCAUCUCGGCCACAUCCAACCAAAAUGGCGAUCAGACUGGAAGUGAAGACGGUGUAAUGCCCGAACAAGAAGCCUCUGAGCGGCGGAGGAGCGGGCAGAUGGACGCGAGAAGCUCCAAUAAUUCACCGUUACCCAGCCAGAGACCGGCUGAAGAAUUGCCGCGGAGAAAUUUCCAGAUACCCAGGAAGAUCAAGGAACGGAAAGGCCUGUACAACUUUCUGCCCCCAGAUUCACGGGAGUUUGAGAACCUUGUGAAGAUCCUGUCGUCUUUCUAUCUGGACGCGUCGUCCAGGGGGACCUUUUCUUACUGCAAGGCACGGCUCAUUAACAAUGAGCUGUUGGAAAAAGAGUUUAUUGAGAAGAGGAGGGAGCUGAAGCAGGAGGGCCGCACAGAACCAGAGCUUGUGGAGUCAUACUGCUUCCUGUUCCCAGAGAAGUCCAAGCUCCCAUGGAUUUGCGAGAAAGGUCUGUCCGUGGGACACUCGAGGAUCACCACACUAGGAAAUCCAGCAAUGGGUGUUUAUUUGUCCAAAUUCUCGGAUUUGCUGCAAAUGAACCCAUUUGAACCGGGUACCUGUGGGGACAUUGUCAUAUUUAAAGUCAUGAGGGGCCGGCUGAAGAACAUCUUCGACAACAUGCCGAAGAGUGUCCUGGACCCCACGCCCAAGUAUGACUGUCACGUUUCGAAGAACGCCAUGCGGGUCACCUCGCUGCUCUCCUACCGGGCGUUCGAGCUUACGCAGCAGUACUUCUAUGAGUUUGCGUUCGAUGAGAUCAAGUCACGGCCGCGCCACGUGUGUCCAUACGCUGUGGUCUCCUUCCAGUACAAAGGCAAGGAGUGCGCCUCCACGCCCAUGGUCGCUCACCGGUUUAACAGUGCCAGCUGUGACGGCGGCAACCGAGGGAGGAGUAGCUACGUAGUGUGGAGUGGCCCGCUGGUAAACAAGGGACAAGAGGUUUGCCAGAUCUCGCUGCGCUCGUCUACACGGCACUUCCUCCCUUUCAAAUUAGCGGAGAAGUUGGAGUUGACCAUGGCCAUGCAGCUGGACCAGGUCAAGAGGAAGAUCCCGUCUGUUCUGUUCUCUUGGGACACCUACAGCGGAACACGAGAAGUGUUUAGAUGCGGGUUGUACUGCAGCCUGUUUGAGGUAGUGGAUGGGAAGGCCAGGACCAGUACCGGCACACUCUCCGGGCUCAUCCACAAACUGGAGAGGGAGAGGAUGGUGCUGGUGAAGCCUCUAGUCGACAAAGGCUUUCUGUUUCUCCUGUCGUCUUCUCAGAUGGUCACUCCCAAUGACCGCCGGGGGCGCUUUGAGAAGGGCCUGCAGGCGCUGUUUGUUUUUCAGGAAUCCAGGGGAGUCGCCAAGUACACGACGAGACCGUCAGAGCAGGAGCUCCUGUCUGCCGAGCCCCAGCCCCCCCUCCUGGUGUCUGUGGAGCCCUUCAUCCCCGCCCUGCACUACGCCCUGCUCAAGCUGCGCUCCAACCCGGACAACAAGCACCUCAGCACUGGCGUGGAGCGCCAGGCCCACGACUACCUGACCAGGAAAGACAGCGGCCGGCCCUUCCUCGUGCCGGAGUACCAGCAGAACAUGGACGAGCGAGGGAACACGCACCCGGCGCCGCGGCCCAAACCCAACAUGGACGGCCUGCUGCGCUCCUACCUGCUCGGGCCGUCCUCGGCCUACGUCCUUCCCAUGGUCAAAGCCAGGGACAUGAUGGAGCGCAUCAACCAGCCGCCGGCCGCCCCGGCCCCACCCGCCACCGACUACAGCCCCGUGUCGGACUGGGGGGGCUCGGGUGGGUCGGACAGACAAGAGAGGGCGGAGAGGCCCGAGAAGCCGCCGGAAAGAGCCGAGAGCAGUAGCAGCACUAGCAGGAGGAGAGGUGGGCCGUCCCAGACCCAUUCUAACGGGGCCUCGUCUCAGAGGUCCAGGCAGUCCCAGAGCGAGUACGACAAGGAGAAGAUGACCCAGCUGCUGACGCUGAUCCAACUGCACAAGAAGGCCCUGGUGAAGGAUCCGGGAGGGAAGGAAAGGCCGGAGGGCGCCGACGACGGAGGCUGGGAGGGCCCCCACGGCCUGAAGAGGAAACUGGAGGAGGACCAAUCGGGAGCCAUGCACAAAUACCUAAGGAGCGCCCACUUCAGCAACGGAGAGCCCAGCAGAGGUGAGGCGGCGCCGGGUGUUUGCGUGGAAGCCCCUGGAGAGGACGUUGAGCCUGGGAAUGCCCACCUGGCGGCGGUGAUUGAGAGCAUGGGCAUCUGCGACACAGACCUGAGAGACCGGAGCGACACCUCCCAGCCCGCACCCAGCAACGAGACCCAGCGCCUGCUAAAAAUCUUGCUGGCCACUCUCAACAAGGCCAUGGCCCAGGGAGCAGUCCCUACCGCCCAGCCCGAGCACGUGGAGCUGUCCGCCAGCUCGGCCGGCCUGGAGAAGCCCCUGGCUGGACCUGCGUACCCAGGGCGAGUGGAGCAAGCCAGAGAGGAUUUCCUGGAGGAGCAGACGGUGGUCAGUCUGCCCAGUCCCUUCAGUCCCGGCUCUCCGGGGCCACAACCUCACACUACCGACAACCCGCCCCUCGCCCCAGCUCCGCCCCUCGCCCCAGCUCCGCCCCUCGCCCCAGCUCCGCCCCUCGCCCCAGCUCCGCCCCUCGCCCCUGCUCCGCCCCUCGGUCCUGCACCGACCCUCGCCCCAGCUCCGCCCCUCGCCUCUGUUCUACCCCCCCCAGUGGACAAAUCGAUCCCCUUCCUUGACGCCACUGAUUGCCUCCUGGAGCAGAGGGGAGUUCCGGAGGGGGGCAACGGAGGUCCAAGUGGUACCUCCCUGGAGCCGGAAAGGGUUUCUAGGGAGGCUUCUUUGGAGAGGGAGCGGGUGGCCUCCCUGGAACUGGACAGAGUUCUUAGAGGAGCUUCUCAGGACAGCAAGGGGGAAGUCGGCAGCUCCUCCAUGGAUAAGGAGAAUAGGGUGGAGAGGCCAGCCAAACCACCCGUCUCUUUGGACACCAUCCUCAGCCAGGAGCUCCACUCCCUUUCCAGCUCCAUCCAGGGCCUCAUGGAGACUGAGAAGAUCCAGUACGCCCCCCAGCUGCCCCCGCGGCUGCCCCUUCGCCAAGACUGGCAGCCCAACAGCUCCUUCUCCUACUUUGUGGCGCCCUAUGUCGUAUCGGUCCCGGUCCAAAGCCACGUCAAUGCCCUCUCCGAGAAGAUCGGCCGGCUGCUGCCCAAAGCGGGCGACUCGGCAAAGUCGCCCUCGGAGCUUUCCUCCCCCACACCGGGGGCGCCUCCUCCGCACUCCCUCCCUCCCAUGGCUGCCCUCCCUCCCGUGCUCACCCUCCCUCCCCCUCCUAAUCAGACCCACGUCUCCCCUACCCCUCCUGCUGCCCCCAUCGCUGCGCUUUGCCUUCCGAGCGCCCCAGCCCCUGUCCCCUCCACAGUCUCCGCCGUCAAGCCCGUUCCUAAAACCCACGAGCUGCUCCCCCCGGCACAGAAUGCCUGUGUUUCCCAGAGCCACAAACAGGACGCGUUCAAACAGCCCCACAAAACCCCAACUGGAGCGCCAAAGCUGUCUGGCGACAGGAAGUCGGAAGUGUCUGCCUCAGAGACUGGCGACGUCUACUCCCCCUCACAGGUCACCACGGCCUCCCCGGAAUCGGCCUCCGCCCGGCCUAAGCCAGCUCCCCUCUCAGCCCAGCCAAUCCUGAGCCAGGCCUCGGCCGCCGGGCUCCUGUUGGGCCAGCUGAAGCCCGAGGUGUUCAGCAGCCUGGUGGAGAUCUUCAAGGACGUGCAGAAGAACACAGUGAAGUUCUACAUCCAUGCGGCCGAUCAGGAGGAGAGUGAAAUCUGCGUGGAGAUCAAGGAGUACUUGAAGAGCUUGGGGAACACUGAGUGUAACCCCCAGACGUUCCUGGAGAACAACAGCAGUCUGGAUAAGCUGCUCAUCAUCAUUCAGAACGAGGACAUCUCCGCCCACGUCAACAAGAUCCCAGCCCUGGUGUCGUUGAAGAAACUGUCGACCGUGAGCUUUGCUGGAGUGGACAGUCUGGACGAUGUGAAGAACCACACGUACAAUGAGCUGUUUGUCUCCGGCGGAUUCAUCGUUUCCGACGAGUUUGUCCUCAAUCCGGACUUCAUAACGCUGGAGCGUUUGCAGGCGUUUCUGCGGUUCCUAGAGGAGCAGAGCUCUCCGGAGAACCCCUGGCAGUGGAAGAUCCACUGCAAAUCCCAGAAGAAGCUCAAAGAGCUGGGCAGGAUGAACAGUGAUGCCAUGGCUCUGCUGAACCUGCUGACAGCCUAUCAGAAGAAGCACCUGGUGGAUUUCCUGCCCUACCACGAGUGUGAUGCCCAAUCGCGUCAGGCCCCGGAUCUGGACUGCCUGGUCAAGCUCCAGGCUAACCACACCCAGCACCGGCAUAUUAUCUUCCUCACAGAGAGGCGUUUUGAGAUGUUCCUGCAGUACUCCAGGAACGGCAUAGUGAUCGCCAACAUUGAUGAAAUCAUGACCAGUUUCCACAGCCUAAUAGGGGCCAGCGACCAGAACGAGCUGCCCACACCACCCUCUACCGUAGUGCAUGAUGAAUGUGUAGAAGAGGAAGACAUGUCGCUGGACUCUGAAGAUGACGACAUAGUUAAUCAGGUUAUCACGGAGCCCCCUGCCCCAAGCCAGGAGGCUCCAUCAGGACCGGGCACAGGAGACCCUUCCCAGCACCCCCCCCCUCCCCGACUCCGAUGAGUUCCGCCCCCCUCUC
Molecule: messenger RNA, 4994 nt
Organism: Esox lucius (northern pike)
Lineage: Eukaryota; Metazoa; Chordata; Actinopteri; Esociformes; Esocidae
Gene: tasorb
Product: transcription activation suppressor b
Exons: 20
Coding region: 140-4978 (1612 amino acids)
Biological process (GO): negative regulation of gene expression, epigenetic; protein localization to heterochromatin
Cellular component (GO): nucleoplasm; heterochromatin
Molecular function (GO): chromatin binding
Source: RefSeq, a predicted model, not a curated record